UAACAUGGAUGCAUUUGGAAGUCAACUUUAACUUUAGUGCGACUGUUGUCACUUUUUGCAGACUUCUCCGAGACCUGUACUUAAGCCACUGAUACUAAAGAACCCUCCGACGAAAUCUCCUUCAAAAGCGGCAAAAUGUACCAAAAUCAGGCGGUUUUCCACCUGAGUCAGGUGGUAAACGCCAUCACCCCACGGAGACCAGGGCUUCCCACUGUUUGUUUUGAGUCAAAGAAAAGUUGCCAUAAGAAGGGGGCCAGCCGGGUGGAAAAAAGUGCAUUGAAGGGAAUCGUUUGUCCAGAAAGCUUUCUGGAGGCUGUGAAGAACUUCUCCGAGUCUCAGUCAAAAGUUUUGACAAUUGAUGCCAGUCUCUGCUCGUCCGUUUUGAAGAACAACGUUCUCAGUUUAACCUUGCCAAAGCCAAAGUCAUCACCAUGGAAUGUAUCAUAUGUUUCUUCUGGCUCCUUCAAUACAGACAAGGCAAACUCAUUUCAACAUGAGAAGGGGUUGUUGUCAUUCAAAUUCACACCUUUUGCCUUUGACUCUCAAGUUCGUCAUUUUCGGACAGAAAGGGCCAUAAGGUCUGAAAAUUCUAGGAAUCCAAGUCUUGUGGACAGAAUCAAAGGUACAAUUGCAUUGGCACCAAUGCAGCCAGAAAAGAUAAAGCCUGACGGGAAGCAGCUAGGCUCUAUUGGAAUAACUAAAGAGUCACUUGAGGCUCUCAGCCCGGAGCAGCAGCAGAGUAUCAAAAUCGCAUUUGCCGAGGGAUACCUAGCAGCUGAAAAUAAAAGAACGCCAAGCAGGACCAUGAAGUGGCUCAAAGUUACUCAGCAGCUGUUGACCAUUGUUCUCUUUUUAGGGGUUAUUAUCUCCCUUAUGGCAAGCUUAAGUGGAUCCAUGUUCAGAAUUCAACUUGGAAACCAAUCUGAAGUUGACCCAGAAGACAUUCAUGUUACCUUUGAGGAUGUGAAAGGAGCUGAUGAAGCCAAACAAGAGUUGAAAGACGUGGUAGAGUUUCUAAAGAAUCCUGAAAAGUUCCAAGCCUUGGGAGGAAAACUGCCUAAAGGCGUGCUGCUCGUUGGUCCACCAGGCACAGGAAAAACGCUGUUGGCGCGAGCGGUAGCUGGUGAAGCUGGUGUGCCGUUUUUCCACGCUGCUGGGCCUGAAUUUGAUGAGAUCUUAGUGGGCCAGGGUGCUCGUCGAGUCAGAGAUCUUUUCAAGGCUGCAAAAGACAGAGCACCAUGUGUGGUGUUUAUCGAUGAAAUCGACUCUGUGGGUGCAAAAAGAACCACUUCAGUUUUGCACCCUUACGCUAACCAGACUAUCAAUCAGUUGCUCUCAGAAAUGGAUGGCUUCCACCAGAAUGAAGGAGUCAUUGUUUUGGGUGCAACCAACAGACGAGAUGAUUUGGACAAGGCUCUUCUCAGACCAGGCAGGUUUGAUGUAGAAGUGCAGGUGCCUACGCCGGAUUAUACAGGUCGGAAAGAGAUAUUGGAUCACUACCUCAGCAAGGUGAAACUUGCCACAGAACUUGACGUAGAACUGUUGGCCAGAGGAACAACUGGCUUCACUGGAGCUGAUUUGGAGAACAUGGUGAAUCAGGCGGCGCUAAGAGCAUCUAUUGAUGGUGCUGACUGUGUUUCUAUGAAGCAUCUUGAAAUUGCCAGGGACAAAGUUCUUAUGGGUCCUGAGAGAAAAUCACGCAUUCCUGAUGAAGAAGCCAAUGUAAUCACAGCGUACCACGAAGGUGGCCACGCCAUUGUCGCCUACUACACUAAAGAGACGCACCCCUUGCACAAAGUCACGAUCAUCCCUCGUGGCCCUUCUCUUGGUCAUACUGCUUACAUCCCAGAAAAGGAACGUUACCAUGUUACCAAGUCUCAGUUACUUGCCAUGAUGGACACGAUGAUGGGUGGAAGGGCAGCUGAAGAACUCGUGUUUGGCCCCGACAAGAUAACCUCAGGAGCAUCAAAUGAUCUGAAGCAAGCCACAUCGCUUGCCACGCACAUGGUGAAACAGUGGGGCAUGUCCGAGAAGGCUGGUCUCCGAACCAUUGAGGACAACUCGAACUCAUUAGUUGCUGUUAGUGACCUGAGUCCUUCAACAAUCGAGAUGAUUGACUCAGAAAUCAAGAAAAUUUUGCAAGACUCUUACGAACGAGCGAAAACUAUUCUCAGGAACCACCAGAAAGAGCACCAUCUGCUGGCAGAAGCUCUUUUAAAAUACGAAACUUUGGACGCAGAUGACGUAAAAGCAAUUAUGUCAGGAAAAGAAAGGGAAAAGCAGUGACCACAUCAAACGCAUCCUGGAGCAGACAAAAAAGAAAACAGUGGUGUGGCUUCAAAUUUCUCAAAAGACUUCGCGGCAAAAUUCAAGCUGAAAUAAAAAAUAAAAUCAUAGUGCCUGUGAUUAUGCAUUGUAGGGACGUUCUUUUUACCUAUUUAGAAAUUAAAGAUUCUUGAUGCCGUUUUUAUUCAUAAGAAAAGUUUGAAUCAUGAUUUCUUAAACAAACUCAUUGGAUGCGACCGUUUUUCUGUCAACGUAGGGUGUAAUAUAUUAAUUUAAGAAUAUCAACUAAUUAAUCCUUGACAUAUGAUUUGAGAAGGAAAUAAAACAUUUAUUUGAACAUUCUCA
Messenger RNA from Cloeon dipterum, 2631 nucleotides. It is a transcript of the gene YME1L, whose product is annotated as ATP-dependent zinc metalloprotease YME1L. Gene Ontology annotation, molecular function: ATP-dependent peptidase activity; metalloendopeptidase activity; ATP hydrolysis activity. The transcript has 14 exons. The record is from RefSeq and is a predicted model, not a curated record. The coding region runs from base 136 to 2286 and encodes 716 amino acids. NCBI's taxonomy places the organism in Eukaryota, Metazoa, Arthropoda, Insecta, Ephemeroptera, Baetidae. Gene Ontology annotation, cellular component: mitochondrial inner membrane. Gene Ontology annotation, biological process: mitochondrion organization; protein quality control for misfolded or incompletely synthesized proteins.